AUGGUAGAGAGAUGGCGAAAGGAGACACACUGCUUCAAUUUUCGUGAAGGCGAGUGCACCAUCACACUUAAGGACAUCGCCAUCCUAACCGAUCUCCCCAUCGAUGGUGAUGUUGUUUGUGUGGACUCUACGCACCACCUAAAGUUGUUGCCAAUAUGA
Messenger RNA from Linum tenue, 159 nucleotides. NCBI's taxonomy places the organism in Eukaryota, Viridiplantae, Streptophyta, Magnoliopsida, Malpighiales, Linaceae. The record is from the annotation of a GenBank genome assembly.